Messenger RNA from Numida meleagris (helmeted guineafowl), 527 nucleotides. It is a transcript of the gene CHCHD5, whose product is annotated as coiled-coil-helix-coiled-coil-helix domain containing 5. NCBI's taxonomy places the organism in Eukaryota, Metazoa, Chordata, Aves, Galliformes, Numididae. The record is from RefSeq and is a predicted model, not a curated record.
AGGGGGAUGGAGGGGGGAACCGGGCCGGGUCGGGCCGCGCUCACUCGGUGUCACCUCUCAGGCAGGCGGCCCUGGAGAUCACGGCGCGGUACUGUCGCAACGAGAUGGAGCAGUACGGGCGCUGCGUGGCCGCCAGCCCGACUUCGUGGCAGACGGACUGCCACAGCCUCCGCCUCAGCAUGUCCCGGCGGCCUUCGAGCAGUGCCUGAAGGAGAACCAGGCGUCGGUGCUGAACUGCAGCGAGCACGUCAACGCCUUCCUGCGCUGCGCAGAGCGGGUGAAGGUCCCCGCGUGAGGGGAUCCCCGGAAUCCAAAUUCACCCCCAGGAGCGAAGGGAAGCUCUCCGUACUCCGUGUUCUCAUCGCAGCGCUCGGUUGGGUCGCUCCUCCCUCUCUGAAAAACCCAUGGGUUGCUUGGGUAGGACGCGAAAGCCGCCUCUAUUUUCCUACAGAUUACACUCGGCAAUUUCCUUCACCACCCAGGGCAGCGCUUUCCCGUUGAUCCCAAUAAAAAACCAAGCCAACAAA